CUUCCAUUGGCCACGUGGCACUCUGACGUGGAGCUGGUGUGUGCUAGGGCUUUCGCAAUUUCUAGGGUUUGUGCGAUGGCUGAGGCGCGCUCGGUAAUGCGGGCGCUGCUGCGCGCCCGGAAGGUCGCAUUCAAGGACGACAAGCCGAUGAUCGACGCGGCCGCGAAGCACGUACGAUCGAUCUUCGAGGAGCGGCGGCGGGUGAGCGAUCCGGUGGAGCUUGAGAAGAAUCUCCAGGAGGGGCGGGAGGCGGCGCAAUACCUGGUGGAGAAUGUAAUCCAAGCCAAGAGGAAUUCGCAAGGCCACUACGCAAUGGGCUUAAAGAAGGAACACAUGGGAAUGGAAUUUGAGGGAGCGUCUCGAUGAGCUUGUUGGUAUAGAUUCUCUUCUUUUUGCUUCUUUCCUACUGAUUGCUGGAAUCCUGGAUGCUUUCAAUAACCUUAUCACAUUUUUGUCAAAUUUUUUUCGAGAUAUGCAAUACUUUUUGGUCUUCAAAGCUGAAAACCUUUAUACCUUCUUCGUUCUUAUUUGACAAAUGCAAAUAAACGUUUAUAUUCA
Selaginella moellendorffii is the source of this 558-nucleotide messenger RNA. Its product is annotated as mitochondrial zinc maintenance protein 1, mitochondrial-like. Bases 76 to 366 code for a protein of 96 amino acids. The record is from RefSeq and is a predicted model, not a curated record. Gene Ontology annotation, biological process: mitochondrial respiratory chain complex III assembly. Lineage: Eukaryota; Viridiplantae; Streptophyta; Lycopodiopsida; Selaginellales; Selaginellaceae. The transcript is spliced from 2 exons.